AUGUUCCUCACUCCUGCCAUCUCGCUACCAACGGCCCCAAUGCCAGGGGUACCCAGAUUGGUACCUGGGCUAGUACUAUCAAGGCGGGCUGUCAGGCAAGAGUCGUCUCAUGCACUUCAGGAGCAGCACAAAACACACAUGAAAAGGGUCCUCCCAACGGACAUUGUCAUAGUCACAAACAAGGCAAGGGCUCGUUGCAACCUCCCCGUAUGGUACGCCAGAUUUUCGUGGCCCAGGACCCACCCCGGCACGACCCCACCGGGGGGCUCUGUCAUGGAGGGUUGA
Pyricularia oryzae 70-15 is the source of this 285-nucleotide messenger RNA. RefSeq lists its product as uncharacterized. Bases 1 to 285 code for a protein of 94 amino acids. The record is from RefSeq and is a predicted model, not a curated record. The transcript is spliced from 3 exons. Lineage: Eukaryota; Fungi; Ascomycota; Sordariomycetes; Magnaporthales; Pyriculariaceae.